Molecule: messenger RNA, 2064 nt
Organism: Siniperca chuatsi (mandarin fish)
Lineage: Eukaryota; Metazoa; Chordata; Actinopteri; Centrarchiformes; Sinipercidae
Product: neurogenic differentiation factor 4-like
Exons: 2
Coding region: 16-1239 (407 amino acids)
Molecular function (GO): protein dimerization activity
Source: RefSeq, a predicted model, not a curated record
GUAGACAGGAAUUGGAUGGGGGGAGGAGGAGGAGGAAGAGGAGGAGGAGCUUUAAAAGUGGAGGUUAAAACCCAGAGCCCCCGCAGAGUGACCCAAGCUGACACUCUGUGGGACAGCUCUGCACAGGGAGACUGUUGGACAGUGGACAGAGAGAGCAAAACUGUGAUCGGCGGAGAAAAUAAACAUCAUCUGUCAAACUUUCUGAGCAGGUCCCGGGACACACCAGCACGGAGUACUAUGAUGAUUAAGCCGUAUGUGAGACAAGGCGAGGGAGAGGAAGUUGUCAGCCCUCUGCAGUGGAUGGACGGAGACAUGAGCUCACCUGAUGGAGAUGCGUUAGUCUCAUCACACCGCUAUAGAGCAGGUGGAGUGAGCCAACAGGACAGGGAGAUGGGGAGUGAAGAUGUGGAGGAAGAUGAGGAGGAGGAGGAGGAGGAGGAGGGGCAGGAGGACGAAAACGAGUCCAAACGACGAGGGCCCAAGAAAAAGCGGAUGACCAAGGCCCGGCAGGAGCGAUUCCGUGCGAGGCGUGUAAAGGCUAACGCCAGGGAGCGCUCACGUAUGCACGGUCUAAAUGAUGCACUGGAGAACCUGCGCAGCAUUAUGCCCUGUCACUCCAAAACACAGAAACUGUCCAAGAUCGAAACGUUACGGCUGGCCCGCAACUACAUCUGCGCUCUGUCCGAGGCCCUGGAGGGGGGCCUUUCCACAGAGAGCAGGGCUUUCAUGGAGACGCUGUGUAAGGGCCUCUCACAGCCCACCACCAACCUGGUGGCGGGCUGCUUGCAGCUUGGAUCUUCUCCUGGAGGUGCGAUGAGGCCUGAGGACAGACACAGAGUUCGGGCAGCACCUACUCCUCUCGGUGGCGUGGUGAGCUACUCCUCUCCAGGCCUGCCAAGUCCGCCGUAUGGCACUUUUGACUCUGCUCACCUGCUUCACCUGAGGGCGAUGAAAGGAGGGGUGUACGAGAAUCACUCACCUAUUGAGUAUAGCGCUGGCGGAGUGGGGACCCCUCCGUAUGACGGCCCCCCUACACCACCUCUGAGCAUCAGCAGCAACCUGGUGCCCAAACAGGAGCCUUCACCCCACUACCUACCCCCACACCACCACUCCCCCUCCCCUGUGGACCAGGGCCUGUAUCAGACUCAGACCGUCUAUGACGUCCACUUAGAGGGGCCAUAUAACUCCUACCAUCCACCGCACAUCCACCGACAGAUAACCUCCGUCUACAGAGACUAAGAAGGAUCAGGAGGGUCGAUUCUGCUUCAGCCAUCAAUACAACCUGACUGACCAUCUUCGCUCCUUAAUCCUUCAUGAACUCUGCCUGACACUGAUGUCUCGUGGACCUUAAGACUAAAGGAUGAGUCUGCUAGUAGAGGAACUGUAGAAUAAAAAUGGUUUGUUUACAUGUGUGGUGCACUUAGACUAGCACUGCUGAACAUUGUUAAAAUUAGAAAAUACUUGACUUAAACCAAUACAUUUUCUUAAAAAACUGAUUACCAAAUGAUUUAAGGAGCUUGAGGGAAAUGUUGCUUUGGCCAUUUUGACCAGAUGUCCUGUUACUGUAAUAUAAGCACUUCUAAUUUAGCUUUGGUAACAUCAGAUAUUUUACAUAAAUUAAAAGUAUUUUUAUUUAUUCUCUAAUUUAAUAUCGUGUAUAUGAACUGAUGUGCAGGUGUGUGGUUUUCCUUUUGUAUAUAUUUGUGGUCAAGGCCUCUCUUUGUUUGCUACUUAGACUGAUAGUUUAUCUCUUAUAUUUCUUUUCUGCCCACUUUUCUUCAUUGUUUAUUACAGUAUUUCAUGUUUUGCACUCUAAACAUAUUCAGAGGUAGAUUUCCCAGCACAGUGUAGAUGUUUUUAUUUUAAAACUGGAAGAAAAUAAAUGGGGAGUGAUGGAGUGAGAGAUCGAGCUGAAGAAACAAAAAUGCCAUUCUCAGGUUAACAUUGUGAAAAUGAAUAUCUAAUUUCCAACAAAUUUUGCAUUGGAUACCAUGUAAUUUUUUAGUCUUUGUCAUAUUUGUUUCUCUUGGAAAAUUUGAUGUUAAUAAAAUAUUAAAAAUUCAA